AGCGCCGGGCAGGGCGCAUCCCGGGGAUACUGUGUCCUGGAUCCACCCCUGGCUGCUGAGAUCACUGGAGACAGUCAGAGCCGCGGAUCAAGUGCACUGUCCUGUAAUCGAUUGCCGAGCGCCUGGAGCUGCCAGCCUGUAUUUAUUGGCCGUGUGUCUGGGGAGGCUGGCUGCUGCCUGCUUGAUCCGUUUCUCUGGGUUUGACCAGCUGUCCCGGGCUAACCCCUGCCUGGCUCUGUGCUGAUCAUGGAGGAAGUAGGAGCUGGAUUACCCUCGGCUGCGGCACAACUGCCCUAGUGCCCGGAGCAGCGGAGCGCGGGGAGGCAGCGGGCAGCCGCAGAGCCCGGGAUGGCAGUGUGGCCCCGCGUGCCCUGCUAAGCACUGCUCUUUGACUAUGGAAACAGAGAGACCCGAUGGAUACGUAACUAGUGAUAAUGAGCUUGUGCCCGAGAGGGACCACUCCAAUAUGGCUAUAGAUUUGACCUCCUGCACACCCAAUGGGCAACAUUCCUCCCCUAAUCACUUGGCAAGCACAAACUCUGUGAAGUUGGAAAUGCAAAGCGAUGAAGAAGUAGACCGAAAGACGCUUCGUCGAGACGCCCCACUGCAGUCACCGGAUGAUGAGAGUGGACUUGAAGAGUCAGGGGCUGAGACCAAUGGCAUCUCUGACAGCCGCAUGAACCAUGAUAUGUCUCAGGACGGCGGAAUCCGGCUUCCGAAUGGUAAACUGAAAUGUGACGUCUGUGGCAUGAUUUGCAUUGGCCCCAAUGUGCUAAUGGUCCAUAAGAGGAGUCAUACGGGGGAACGUCCGUUUCAUUGCAACCAAUGUGGAGCAUCGUUUACUCAAAAGGGCAACCUACUGCGCCACAUUAAGCUGCACUCCGGGGAAAAACCUUUUAAGUGUCCAUUUUGUAGCUAUGCCUGCCGGCGGAGAGAUGCACUCACAGGCCACCUUAGAACACACUCGGUAGGCAAACCUCACAAAUGCAACUACUGUGGCCGGAGCUACAAGCAGCGCAGCUCCCUGGAAGAACAUAAAGAACGCUGUCAUAAUUACCUGCAAAAUGUGGGGAUGGAGAGAGGCCAGGGAACGGGGUCUCAUGGUGCAUCUCCUUUGGAGGAGUGUAAGAAUCCAGAGAUCCUGAUGGAAAACAGCAUGUCUCUGAUGCCCUUUGAAAGACCAGCUGUUAUAGAGAGACUUGCCAGCACCAUGGGGAAGCGUAAGAGCUCCACCCCACAGAAGUUUGUGGGUGAAAAGCUUAUGAGGUUUGGUUAUCCAGACUUGCCGUUUGACAUGAAUUUGGCCUAUGAGAAGGAAGCAGAAUUAAUGCAGUCCCAGAUGAUGGACCAGGCCAUUAACAAUGCCAUUACUUACUUGGGCGCAGAUGCACUGCGGCCCCUGAUUCAUCACUCCACUGGCACCAUGUCUGAAGUAGCUCCUGUUAUCAGUUCAGUUUACUCUCAGGUCUACCAUCCAAGCAGGAUGGAGAGGCCUACCAGCAGGGAAAGAACAGACAGCACUGAUAACAAUAUGGACGGCCCGAUCUCCCUUAUUAGACCAAAGAGUCACCUUCAAGAGAGGGAGGUAUCCCCCAACAACAGUUGCCUGGACACCACUGAUUCUGAAAGCAGCCAUGAUGAUCGACAGUCCUACCAAGGAAAUCACGCCUUAAACCCUAAGAGAAAGCAGAGUCCGGUAUAUUCCAAGGAAGAUGGCAAAGCUCUAGAUGCCACCAAGGCUGGAUUGGGCACUUCCAAAGAUGUCUAUAAAGUAUAUAAUGGUGAAGGAGAGCAAAUUAAAGCCUUCAAAUGUGAGCACUGCCGUGUGCUUUUUCUUGAUCACGUCAUGUAUACAAUCCACAUGGGCUGUCAUGGUUAUCGGGACCCACUUGAAUGUAACAUUUGUGGUCACAGGAGUCAGGACCGCUAUGAAUUCUCCUCACACAUAGUACGUGGAGAGCACCCGUUCCAAUAGCUCAGAACUGGAGAGGUGCUUCUAUGAAGUAGAACUGCACAUGAAGAAUACUGCACUUAAGCUCAUCCUCUUUCCUCCAGACUUUAGACAAUUUUAAGUUAGAUGUAUUUUUAAGCAUAUGUAAUAUCCUUUUUCCGUGAGACGUCACAGUCCACAAUUCUUGUGAAACCAUUUAAGGAGUAACUACCAAAUUCUGGUAUUACCUAUGGGACUUCUGCGUUACUGAGGUUUGUUGUUGUAAAUGAGCCAUGAAAUAGACAUGUACUACUGAAUGCUCAAAACUGAUCUCCUGGUUGAGGUCAAACAUCAUAAAACAUAUCCAUAGAGAAGAUGUAGCUUAAAAAGCUACCAUUUGCUUACAUUGAGGGAGGGUGGUUCAAAAGUUAGAAAGCCUUUUUUGUUUCCUAAGUUAAUUCUAUACUGAUAACCAACAAGUGGUGUUUUUGACAUUUAGCUUAAUCUGAGUUAAGCGGUUAGGUCACCUUUGGACCAGUUUUUAACAUUUACUUUUUUUAGUAUUGUGUGAUGAUGGCAGCAGAUCAUGGUCUACAGAUAUGUCUGUAAACUUUAAAUUUAAAUGUCUACAUUAUAGUCCUAUACGUUAAUGCCUUUGUACACAUUUCUAACCUGCAAUACAUAAUGUGUGUGUAUAUAUAUAUAUAUAUAUAUAUAUACACAGUUGCAAGAAAAAGUAUGUUAACCCUUUUUAAAUUAUAUGGAUUUCUGCACAAAUUGGUCAUAAAAUGAAUGUGAUCUGAUCUUCAUCUAAGUCACAACAAUAGACAGUCACAAACUUUUGAUUGGUGAGGUUCUGAGCGCUGAGGACUCCAAUAAUCCCUAGAACGAGGGUAGAGAAUUAUAGACAUAACAUGCUCUCUCUACUCGCUGCACGAGAUGGGCUCCAUAGAAGUCUGUGGGCAUGUCUUGAUUCCACCCUCAACAGCAGAGAGCGCACAGUAAGCACUUGUUUCUGUCCCUUCGUUCUACGGAUCAGUGGGGGUCUCGGUGCUCAGCCCCCCACUAAUCUAACCUUUUGAUAUGUCUCUAUGACAUAUCAAAAUAUUUUUGAGAAGUUAGUUCCCCGUUAAGUUUUUUAAUGAGAUUGAAUGCAUUAAUGAAUAGGCAUCUGAAGGCCUACAAAUAAUAUGCACAGAUGUUUUUCCUCUAUAUUAGACUGUCAUCUUGGUUUAAGCUAUUUUAGCUCACCUAUAAAACAAUAUAAAACAUCUACAGUACCAUUUACUCUCUGAGAUUUCCACUUGUAAGCUUGGUCUUAUGGUCAUAUUGGUCUACAACUAUUACUGAAAGCCAACAUCUAUACUGUAUAUUAAAUUGUCCAAAGGUAGGAGCUGGCACUACUAUGAUAGUCCACAAUUUCCGUGGCUACAAGGUACAGUAAUACUUCAUGGGACUUAAUGUUAUGUGCAAGUGUAAACAUGUAUCUUCCAAAAUAAUAUGAAUCAUGACACUUACAGCACGAUAAAAUCUUCACUUUAUUGCGGCAUCAGAUACAACAAGAUGUGGAAAAGAUUAGAGCAAUGGCCGUUUCGUGCUACCUUCCACUUCAUCUGGCCACUUCAUGAUGUAAAUUCUUAGUUCUUUUUUAAAGGAGUAUUCCCAGCUUAGACAUGUUAUGGCAUAUCCGCAGGAUAUACAAUAAAUGUUUAAUAGAAGCGGGUCAUAGUUCUGUGGGGAGAAAGGGAGCCUCCAGAGGAUUGGAGGUUGAACAGCUGCCUCCAUUUACCCCUACUGUAUGUGAAAUUUAGAACCAGUCUAGCAUGCUUGCUCACCUAUUGGAAUACCUCUUUAAAUUUUGGUAUGAAUUCACAUUUGGUAAUAAAUUGAUCUGGUUGACUUUAAUAUUAAAGUAUAAGACUCAGUUUUGCAAAUUUUACAGCCGUUUUUACUUCAAAGUAUAAAUGUACUAGUGUGUUGCAUUUAAGCCUUCAGGUGUUGGACUGCUGACAGUGUAAAUUGCUAAGAAUAAAUACUCUGUGGCCUUAAAGGGGUUCUCCGGGAAUUAUUUAAAAUGGCGCAAGCAAUCUGUCCUAGAAUGUGAGCAGGACUGAUUGCCACCACUUGCAGAGCUGCCUGGGGGGGGGGAGGGGGGGAAAGAGCCUUAAUACACACCACACUGGUUUACAAUAGAUGUUAAUUAUGCAAUCUUUCCUAGGAUAUACCAUCAUGGGUCAAAACCCUGACAGCAAAACUUACCAAUAUCUAGUACAUGUGAGUGCAAGAGUAUAGUAUGUAGUAAGGCCCCCUCCCCUUACCCCUCUAGGCAGCUUUGCAAGUGGAGGCAACCAGUCCUGAUCACAUUCCAGGACUGGUUGCUAGUGGCCCUUUUAAUUCCUUCCUGGAGAACCCCUUUAAUGACAAUAUAAGUGAAAGAUGUAAAGUCCCUUUAAAUCCCAGGAGUGUUGGUGAUCAUGUCUGAAGUUUAUCUUGGUCACUUUACAUUUAGGGUUAAAAGAAUUCAAAAUAAAACCUUCACUGGACUCUUAUUAACUUUACUAUCGAAAAUAUUUGUUGAUGAGUCUAAUAACGAUUAUAGCCCUUUUUAACUAGCCUGAAGAGUGUGUGGUGCUUAUAAAAAUAAUAAUAAUAAUUCUACUCGCUUGCAUUCUCGAACCUUGGCCUCUUUCAGCAGUUUUUCCUUCCACGGCCUUUUCACUCCCCAUCAUUGAUGUGCCUCCUGGGGACUUGUCACUGCUGAGGCCGGCAGCAAUGUGAUCCUGUUCGUACCUCAACCGGAAUUAAAGAAACAGGAGACCAGAAGAUCCCCAGGCUGAACUAGGGUGCCGCGAGUCGGGCAGCAGGUUUAAUUUUUUUCCCACUAGGUACCACACACUAUGGGCUAGUUAAAAAGGGCCAUAAUCUUUGAAAGCCAUUUAAAGUGUCUGUCCGAAAUCCAUUUCCUUUCCCCUUUAGGCCAGAAGCCUGUCGACAAAUUGAAAAACAAUACUGUACCGGAUAUACGUACCCUUAAAAGGUACCUAAUGUUUCAUCAAACCUCUGAUAUGUCAUGGAAAAUGUCAAAAGGUUUAAUUGGUAGAGGUCUGAUCAAAACUGAUCACUGAAAUGAAGGAGCUCAGCUGAGGCUCUUUGUUUCUUAUUGGCUCUCCCACGAGAGUGGAGCAAGUUGUGUGGGAAUGCCAAGAAAGUAUAAAGAAUGCUCGUUCUGCCCUCUGAGAGACAAUCAGAAAUAAAGGAGCACAGUUGCACUUUAAAAAUGUCUCAGGUCCUGUAUCACUGCUGGUCCUAUCAGGUAUUUAUCUGUAGUGUACUUGGCCUUGUUGACAUUUUUUUUUUAUUUCUGAGAUUUAUCAGACAUUAAGGGGACACAUUAACAUUCUUAGAAAGGUCGGGUUCCCUUGUGGUUUAGCAUUUUAUGUGCAGUUUUGUGGAAUGUGGUUUAACGUUCCCAUUUACCCAAUUGCACAGCAUUUUUUAUUUAUUUUUUAAUCUUUUUGACAUUUCUAGGUGUAAAGUUUUUGAAAUAGAAACUAUCUGUAAUGUUAUGCGAUGUGUUACAGCCAGACUAAAUCAGCAGAGCUAUGUGGAAUCUGAGUGGAGUAAUAAUUGUUUGCAUAUAUGAGGAGGAAUGUUACUAGCGUUGCAUCUUCUCUUAGAGUAAUCUCACUAUGCCACCAGGUAUUGUAGCCAUUCUCAAGAUCACUAUGGUGGAUUUAUCCUUGAGCCUCUAGGGAACAUUAAAAACACGAGUGGUCGGCAGUGGAUGCACUUUAAAUAGGUAGCCUAUUAGAAACAAAUUUUGACAAAUCGUAGCUACUAGUCCUAUUUAAUUUAAAACAUCAUGGACUAAGAUAUAGUAUUGAUAUCUGUUAGUCCUUUACAAUCUCCCCACAUUUGCUGCGUUGUUGAGAAUUUGUUUUAAUGAAGCACCAAAUGGCACUCGCGAUCUUGCUUAGAUACCAAGCUGUAAUUAAAGAGGACCUUUCAUGGGUCCAGACAUUAUGAAAUAACUAGCAGGAUAUGUAGGGCAUAGUGCAGGGAUGUAAUAUUGCUGUGACGCUCUCUGCUGCGAUUGGACCGCGA
Bufo gargarizans (Asiatic toad) is the source of this 6034-nucleotide messenger RNA. It is a transcript of the gene IKZF2, whose product is annotated as IKAROS family zinc finger 2. The record is from RefSeq and is a predicted model, not a curated record. The transcript has 8 exons. Bases 395 to 1975 code for a protein of 526 amino acids. Lineage: Eukaryota; Metazoa; Chordata; Amphibia; Anura; Bufonidae. Gene Ontology annotation, molecular function: DNA-binding transcription factor activity; RNA polymerase II cis-regulatory region sequence-specific DNA binding. Gene Ontology annotation, biological process: regulation of transcription by RNA polymerase II.